CCACAUUACUUACUUUGAAUUGCACCCAAAUCUGUGGCUCUUCUUCCUGGAGUCAUCUGACAGAAUGUGAUGAUGAUGUUCAGUGCUCAAAGUCUGGAGUUACUAGUUGAAUGUUACUAAACAGCGAGUUAUUUCACAAACACUGAAAUUUAAAAAGUAUUCACAGCUAUCCAAGUAUGAAGUCAUUAUUAAUAUAUGCUUUUAUCAAGGAAGACCAACUUUAACAAGAGAAGAAAAUGCACAUCUCACCUUGGUUCUACUCCCUACAGUAAUGUUUCCGCCAAAAGAGAAAAAAGCACUAAUACAUUUGUCCUUGAAAGGGCAGAUCCCAGAAACACGGAUCUCUCUGACCGCCCCCUCCCUUUCUGCUGGGGACCAAACCGCCUUGCCCCUCCUGGUGUCACCAAAGUCCACAGAGAGUCAAGCAAAAGUGUUUACUUGUGCUGCCUGCCAGCCGGGUGGGGCGGGGGGAGGUACCUGAGCUGCCCCUAGCUUUGGUCUCUGCAGCCUUCCAAACAAAUCUAGGAGGGAUGGCAGAGUCUCCUAGGCUGUGCAACUUGAUCCUCCUACCUUGUCCUGAAGCCACCCGCCGCUUUUUCCCUGCCCUCCCCUCGUGGUGAUUUUCCUGUCCCGGACUCCAGGAGAGGGCGCGCGGCGGGAGUCUGCCCAGCCGGAAAGGUAGGAGCUUGGCCGCGCUCCUGCCUCGCCUGCCCCGGCGCCCCAACGCCUCCCUCCGCAUUGCACCUUCCUCAGCCAACUUGCGGGCGGCCACGGCCACCACGCAUCUGGCGCCAGCCGCCCAGCAGGAGGAGCUUCCCCGCGGCUCCCGAGGCUUUCCACGCUUUUGACUGGAUCGAGAGCCAGGAGCUGCGGGCAGCGCACGCGCUGGUGGGCGCCUCGGACUCCGGGCGGCGCUGCAUCCUUCCCUGCUUCCCGGCAGGGUCCAAGGAGACUGAUUCCUCCCUGUGCCGCCCCUGAGCCGCGCCACCUUCCUCCAGUUCCGCCAGCCGCGGGCUUCGGCGGCCCGAUGCUGCAGGCGCCGAGGGAGAGGCAGCAGCUGGCUGGAGAGAGCGGCGGCGGGCGCGUCGAAAGCAGAGGGCCCCCGGCCCGGGAGUCCGGGGCGUUUCUGUGGUCUUCGCGCCUAGGCCUCGGCGGCACUUCCAAGUGAAGAAGCAGCACAGCAUUUUGUCUUGGAUAACUUUUAGUGGGGAGGCUCCAACAACUUAGCAGCCAGCCUCCUUUCAGCAUUCUGCACCCUCAGACACCUAGGGCCUUUGGGAAACAGAUUCCUAAAAGUGUAGUGAGCACACCCAAUUUUCAGGACAGGAUUUGGUCAUCUGCUUCUGCAGUGAGGGCUCAGCUUUUAUUAGAUGAAAAGAUCUGUCUGUAUAUACUAAGGAGGAAAUCUGGCAAAAGCAUUGGCUUUCCUGAAAUAUUGGAAAAAGAGGUGGGCCAGCCAUGAGAGGGUACCUUGUAGCCAUAUUCCUGAGUGCUGUCUUCCUCUAUUAUGUGCUGCAUUGUAUAUUGUGGGGAACAAAUGUCUAUUGGGUACCACCUGUGGAAAUGAAGCGGAGAAAUAAGAUCCAGCCUUGUUUAUCAAAGCCAGCUUUUGCCUCUCUCUUGAGGUUCGAUCAGUUUCACCCUUUUCUCUGUGCAGCAGAUUUUAAAAAUAUUGCUUCCUUCUAUGGCAGCGAUAAGUUUGAUUUGCCCUAUGGGAUAAGAACAUCAGCCUCAUAUUUUCGACUUGCUCUUUCAAAACUGCAGAGUUGUGAUCUCUUUGAUGAGUUUGACAAUGUGCCAUGUAAGAAGUGCGUGGUGGUUGGUAAUGGAGGAGUUUUGAAGAAUAAGACAUUGGGAGAGAAAAUUGACUCCUAUGAUGUAAUAAUAAGAAUGAAUAAUGGUCCUAUUUUAGGACAUGAAGAGGAUGUUGGGAGAAGGACUACCUUCCGACUUUUUUAUCCAGAAUCUGUUUUUUCAGAUCCCAGUCACAAUGAUCCUAAUACUACAGUGAUUCUCACUGCUUUUAAGCCUCUUGAUUUAAAGUGGCUGUGGGAAUUGUUGACAGGUGGAAAAAUCAACACUAAUGGUUUUUGGAAGAAACCAGCCUUAAAUCUGAUCUAUAAGCCUUAUCAAAUCAGAAUAUUAGAUCCUUUCAUCAUCAGAACAGCAGCUUACGAACUACUUCACUUCCCAAAGGUGUUUCCAAAAAAUCAGAAACCCAAACACCCAACAACAGGAAUUAUUGCCAUUACACUGGCAUUUCACAUAUGUCAUGAAGUUCACAUUGCUGGUUUUAAGUACAACUUUUCUGACCUCAAGAGUCCUUUGCACUACUAUGGGAAUGCCACCAUGUCUUUGAUGAAUAAGGUAACCUAUGUACACUUUGGUGUAAUCUUUGAUCUUCAGAUUUGGAAAGCUUCUAUUCUUCCUUCUCACCCUGUCAUUUUAAUGAGGGAACAGAUUUUGGAGGUCAUUGACGGCUUUAUAAGUGUUUAAAGAGAUACCACAUGCUGAAAUUAGCAUUCAAGUCUAUAGAGUUUUUACUACAGCAGACCCUUGGGAAAAAUCUCAUCAAACCUACACAGGGACCAAGCCUUAUUCUAGAAAUUGUAUCAUUACUUGUACUAUUUGACUAUAUAGAAAUCUGUUAUCUGAGAUAUGACAGAUUCACCUAAAAGCAUAGCUGUACUCAUACUAAUUAUUUUCAUGUAGUUUUUUCCGGUUAAGUAGAUGAGAAGGUCUAUAAUAUGUGAAUCCCAGGAAAGAAUUUUCCAGAAAAGUUAUAAACCUUUAACUAGAUAAUUCUUCUCUGGAACAGAGAUUAAUGGUGGUUGAUUUGAUGUUUAAGAUUUUUAUUUUCAUUGAAUAAAUGGGAAUUUUCUGUUUUCCUAAUUACAACUUAGAUUUGUGACACCUCGCAAAUGACAGGAUGAAAAUGUUAUCUAUAGGUUUUCAGUACUGAACUGUGAGUGACUUGCUGUUAAGUAUAUGGCUAUAGCCCAUGAAAUGAAGCCAGUCCUCUUAAACCCUCAUCCCGCAAAGACUAUGUGAGCUGAAGGAAUGGUAUUACUCAGGUUAGAGCGUAACAUUGUCAGUUGUGGUUUCUAGAUUUAUACCAUAAUUGAGUAGACCACAGGAUGAUGUGAGGGAACUUCUUACUGAUGGGAUGGUUUCAGUGGAAAGAGUGGGCUUUAGGGAAAGCUCUGGCACAACAAUGCGCAAUGAAAAAAGAAAUUAAAAAGGAAAGACAAGUCCAUGACCUAUGUCAUCUAUGGAGCUUUUUAGAGCCAGCACAUUCCAUUGCUGCUGCUGUUAAUUAUCUUGAAAUUGGGACAGACGGUGAUUUUAUUUCAUUUUUCUUUAGAAUGCAUAUCACAAUGUGACUGCAGAGCAGCUCUUUCUGAAGGACAUUAUAGAGAAAAACUUUGUAAUCAACUUGACUCAAGAUUGACCCUACAGACUCAGAAGAUGAUGCUAACAAUAUUAGUUUUAUUUUUAUACUGCAAUUUUUAGUUUGUUUUUAAAAUAUGUUGGAUGAACUUGUCAAGAAAUUAUGUAUAUUAAGUCUGUUGCUGCCUGGUGAUUCAUAACCACCAGCUUAAUUUCUGUGAAUAUAUUUAAUUUAUGGAAACCAAGAUUAUGUUUAGUUAAGCUAUCAGGGAAAUAAGUGAAGGUUUCAUUGCCUUGUUUUAAAAAUAAGCUAGUUUUCUGAAGUGUUUUUAAACAUCUUUUUAUAGUUACUUCAUCUUAGACUUUUAAAGAGAUGGGACUUCCUAAUAAGUAAGGGGAUUGGGUUUACCACAACAAAAUUUUAAUACAACUUGACAUUUUGAGAGGUUUAUCUGGCCACUGUAAAUUGAUGGGUAAUGGUCAUGUGGCAGUGCUCUGACAUGGCAUACUGGAACCACUUCAGGCCUCUAUCUGGAUGACUAUUUGGCUCCUUUUUGUGGAACUUGAUUGACUGGAAUCUUAAACCAGGUUUGAAGGGGUGGGUGGCUUUGGAACUCUUAAGAUCAUAUUGGCGUAACUAAGCAUUUUUCCCUGCAGUGAAGUAAACCAUGAUUAUGAUGAGUAGUUGGGUAGCAGGAAGAUUUUUUUUGUUUUUAAGUCCAAAGAAAUAGCAUAAAUAUGAAUUCUGGAUAAGUAAAUAACCAAAGAAUGCAAUUACUAAAGGCUGGUAGCUGCAUUAUUUUAAAGAAAUACAAUUUAUACAAAGCUGAAUUAGGCAAGCUCAAGGAGAAAAUUGUUACACAUUAUUUUUUUUCCUGGCUUAAUUUAUUCAUUAAAUUUUGGAAGUUUAUUGCAAGGAAAAACAGAAGAUGUAAAUGAGUAAACCUUUAAGAAAAGCCAAGCUGUUUCUGGAUUUAAAUGGUAUUCUCAUGAAAAAUCAACUGUCCACAUGUAUAAACUGUGUCUUCAAAUGGAAAGCUUACCUAGCAUGCAGCAGAGAAGAAUCUUGUGGGAUGCAAACAAGCCAACUGGACAAAAGUGGUGAGCUAGUCUCCCAUUUCAUUUUAAUGAAUAUAAGCAAUGUUACCAUCAUUCUAUAAUAUUGGCCAUAAAAAUUUCUGACGAAAUCUUAAAAUUGAGGAAUGUGGCAUUUUAUAUAGUAUGAGAAACGACUAUAAACCUCAAGGUGGUAUAUUUAAAAAAAUAUCUGAGCAAGACACAUAUACAAUUUAUUAAAAACACAUGAACACAUUAAAAUCUCACUAUUUAUACAAUCUAAAUUCUAGCAACAUAUACAAAUACUGAGUGACUACAGUACAUGCCGAGGUAAGAAAAGUACAUUCUGGGAGAAUAUAACUGACACUCAAGCCAUUUUUACCUAUUUCAUUACAUGAUUUGUUUCUACCUUUCCCAGUGCCAAAAAAAAGAAGAGAUGAGAAGAAACGAGUCACAAUUUGGACUAAAUGAGAAUUAGUGCCAUGGUUGACCUAAAAAUAUCCAACUCUUAUUUAGAUCUUGCAGUUUAGGGACUUCAAGUUCAGAGCUGAAAGGCAGAGCUCAUAGGUAACUUUUGUCUUUAAUAAGUAGAGCUUCACUGAUUUCUUUUGGGGGGGGGUUGAAAAGUUUUUGUUGUCCCACCUAAACAUAUUCAUUCCUUCUAACUAACUGUAUCGUCUGACAUGGUGUUUCUAUAACCUUUUUGGUCUCCAGGUUGACCGUGUGGAGCCCAGGAAAAGAAAUUCAAGGUUUAUCACAUUCCAUAGAAUUAUGGCCACAUUCAUAUUUAAAUGAGCUUAUUUUCUACUUUCUUGUGUAGGGGGUGGGGAGAAGGACAUGUGUAUAUAUACCAUAAUUUCAGUUAGUGUAUAAAUCCUCUACUCAUCAGCAAAUAAAACCCAUUGUUUAAUGCAAAGUGCAAAUAUUUAAACGGAACUUAAAUAACUGGACUAGACCCUACACAAUAGUAUCUAUUUAGAUUUUACAGCUUUUAAAAUCAGCAUUCACAAUAUCUUAUCUUUAACUGUACUGGUUCCUAAGAUCAAGUAACAGGGAAGUCAGUGUAAUUUUAUGAAAGGACCACAUUUCCUGCAUCCAUUGUCUGAUUCUAUUUUUAUAACUGCAUUAACAGGAAAAAAAUAUAAUCCAAUAAACAACAGUGACUUAAA
Messenger RNA from Sus scrofa (pig), 5615 nucleotides. The record is from RefSeq and is a predicted model, not a curated record. Lineage: Eukaryota; Metazoa; Chordata; Mammalia; Artiodactyla; Suidae.